ACCCUGAGUGUUUAACCAGGGAAUAUUUACAGCCUUCUCGUUCAGGAGAGAUGAUUGCAUUGAUUUUCUUUUCUGCCCUGCUGUGGGAGAAGGCUCAAGCAUGGGGAUUCAAGGACGGAGUGCUGCAUAACUCCAUUUGGUUAGAGCGAGCAGCCGGCGUGUACCACAGGGAGUCCCGCCGGGGCAAGUACCAGCUCAGCUACGCCGAAGCCAAGGCCGUCUGCGAGUACGAGGGGGGACACUUGGCCACCUACCAGCAGCUGGAGGCAGCCAGGAAAAUAGGUUUCCACGUGUGUGCUGCUGGCUGGAUGGCCAAGGGCAGAGUUGGUUAUCCCAUAGUGAAAGCUGGAGCCAACUGUGGCUUUGGGAAAACCGGGAUUGUUGAUUAUGGGAUUCGCCUCAACAGGAGCGAGCGCUGGGACGCCUACUGCUACAACCCCCACGGAAAAGAAUGUGGCGGAGUCUUCACAGAUUCCAAACACGUUUUUAAGUCGCCAGGCUACCCAAAUGAGUAUGAAAAUGAUCAGAUUUGCUACUGGCACAUUAGAGUGAAGUAUGGACAGCGUAUCCACCUGCAGUUUCUGGAGUUUGAUGUGGAAGAUGACAUUGCUUGUAUGGCUGAUUUCUUGGAAAUCUACGAUAGCUACGAUGACAUCAAUGGCUUUGUGGGCAGAUUUUGUGGAGAUGAGUUGCCAGAUGAUAUCAUUAGCACAGGCAAUGUUAUGACCCUGAAGUUUUUGAGUGAUGCCUCAGUCACUGCUGGGGGGUUUCAAAUCAGAUACAGCACGAUGGACACACCUUCCAAGCCAAGUGAUGGGAAGAAUGCAACGUCCCAAGGCAAAACAAACUUCUUGUCUGGAAAAUUUGGGAUUAUGUGAGCAGAGGAACGAGAUGCACUCA
Molecule: messenger RNA, 900 nt
Organism: Chaetura pelagica (chimney swift)
Lineage: Eukaryota; Metazoa; Chordata; Aves; Apodiformes; Apodidae
Gene: TNFAIP6
Product: tumor necrosis factor, alpha-induced protein 6
Exons: 6
Coding region: 51-878 (275 amino acids)
Biological process (GO): cell adhesion; negative regulation of inflammatory response
Molecular function (GO): hyaluronic acid binding
Source: RefSeq, a predicted model, not a curated record